AUGUCGUCACCUGGACUUUAUGAUAUGAGUGGAGAUAAGGAGGCAGAGACUGUCAUUGUUGCCGUGCAUGGACUUGGCGGGGACUAUCUCAAGACAUGGGAGUGUGAGAUCAACGGGUGGAACUGGAUUCGAUCAUCAAUCGAACCGAGGCUCCAACAAGAAAAGGGCAUCAAAUCACGAGUCCUAUCAUUUUCGUAUGCCGCGAAAUUGAUGUCCACCGAGUCGACCGAGAAUAUCAGACAAGUGGCAAAGGUCUUGUUGGAAGGACUGUACGUGAAAAUGAACGAAAUGAAGCACAAAACCCUCGGUAUAGUUUUCAUUGCUCAUAGUUUGGGAGGCCUCGUUGUGAAGAAGGCAUUGAACAUUGCCUCUUCCAUUCACAAUAAGCGAUAUGAGCAUCUUUCCAGCAGCGUACGAGGUUGUCUCUUCCUCGGCGUACCGCACCAUGGCGCGGGUCUAGCAUCCGUGGCAGGCUGGGGGUCCUGGCUUUUGGGCCCCUUCAAGAGGUCCAGUUACGUAGAGGACCUUCGUAAAGACUCCCCGGCUUGUCAGGAGAUCAGCGAGGACUUUGUUCAAACCGCCAAAGACUUGAAGAUUAGGACAUUUUACGAAGACCGGCGGCUGAACGGUUUACUUGUGGUUCAACCAUAUUCUGCGCAAAUGAAUCAGCUAAGCGAGGUUGCGACGAUGCUACAAGGAUCUGACCACCGUACGAUUUGCAAAUUCCGCGGAGACGACGAUGUACGGUACGGAGAGGUAUGGGCAGCGUUGGUUGAAAUCGUCUCAUUCGAAAAACCGAAUAUAGUUCCUGGUGAUUUGCCAGGCCCAGACCCCUCGACCUACGAGGCCAAUGCGGGAUCUGGGGAUGGAGGCUACGCAGACUACGGGGAUAGCACGGGAGGCAGGAUUACGGAGGCUUCGGUCAGCCCGGAAGAGUCUCUCGGGGGCCACGGAUCUGGUGGAAGUGCCAAUGGAUACCACCACGCUAUUGCAGGGGGCGCUGAGGGAGCCACAAUUGAUUUUGACUAA
Molecule: messenger RNA, 1029 nt
Organism: Aspergillus vadensis CBS 113365
Lineage: Eukaryota; Fungi; Ascomycota; Eurotiomycetes; Eurotiales; Aspergillaceae
Exons: 6
Coding region: 1-1029 (342 amino acids)
Source: RefSeq, a predicted model, not a curated record